GUUUUAGUUCUGUAGUACAUCUACUUCUAGAUGGCCAAGAUCAUUUACAUGCGGGGAACCCGAACCACUUUAUAUCUACAUGUUUUAGUACAGUUAGACUCAGAAGUUCGACUUGGAGUUUCUCUUGCUUUCUUAUAGAAUGUUACACAUUUAUUUACGUGAUAGCUCGCUGUCGCUGCGAAAAAUAUUGUGAACAAACUAUCAUGGGUGGUUGUGCCGGUAAGGGCUUCACAUCCCAAGAACGUGUGAAAAAUCUUAAUACUGAAACGGAACAAUUACAAAUUCCAAGUCAAGGUAGUCCUCAUCUCAAGAUGAUGUCUGAAGGCGAGGCUUUUUUGGGUGCGACUACCUCUGGUGACGAAGAGGAUGUCAUCGCCUUGCCUAGGAUGCAUAAGGAGCUGAGUCCAACUAGGACUAUUUCUGCCGAUUCUGCCGAAGGUUCUCAAGGUUCUCGUGCGGAACCUAGACGACCGCCACCGUUUGGUGCUCCGAGUAGCCGGCGAUCCAAUGCGAGCACCCAUGGUGUGUUUGAGACGCCACGUCGACAAGAAAGCACUAAGACGAGGUCGAGAGCUAGUUUACAGCGUAUCAGUCUACAACACGGAGAUAUUAUGGGGGAAGUGGAUGAUGAAAAACCUCGAAGCAAAGGACGUGGCGGACCUAUCCCGACGCCAAGAGAAACACGCGCUUCGUCUUUGAGGAGGGCUAAUUCUCUAGCUAUUGCGAGACAAGCCGAGAAAGAAAUGCUGGCGAGGCAAGCGAAACAGGCGCAACAACGAACAACAACUACGAGGAAUAGCAGGAGAGAGGAUGACGUCGAACAAAAGCACCAGCAGGCACAGCAAUCUAAAGAGAAAAACGCCAGUGUCAAGCCUGCAGUCUCUGCGUCAAUGCAAAGCACAUCGAUUAGCUCGGCAGCCUCUUCGGGAGAGAGCGUAUCUGCGGAAGAACAAACGCCUUCCAGUGGCCCCUCCAUGAAUGUCAACACAUCACGGCGAGGAGAAGAAGCGAUGGGAAAGGAAAGUAAGCGCUGUGAUGGAAUUCCGGAUACAGAUGAGGCUAAUAGGGCGAACGCGAAGGUAGAGGUGGAUACGAGAGCUACACCCAUGGUGGAGCAGAUAAAUGUAGCGCCUUUGACAGCAGCUUCUCUCACAAGAGAUUUGUCAUCUUCACCACGCCCUAGUGCUAGUACAAGUAGCUCUUCCGGUAGGGGCCCACCGUCGUAUCUGGUCCGGCGACAUUUAGUCGAUAGUGGACGCCAUACUCCGCGAGGGACGACCACGAGCACAGCAACAAGUAGUUCUAGGAUGGAAAAGAAAUCUUCAGUAUCUAUACCGGCAAAACGAGCAGUCCAGAAACAAAAAGCCUCGGCAAAUAGAACUGUGGCAGCUAGCCCUAGUUCGCCAGCUGACAUUUUACGAGAUCAUCUGCAGCUCAGGGAGGCUACUCGAAGGACUAGUAGUACGUUGAAAGAUCAGCCCAUUGGGAAUGCUCCCCGCUUGAGGAGCGCUCCUCCACUUGAACAGCUAGCGCUGUCUGGUACUCCCCGCAACCAGCUUUCGACAAAUACAGAGCAAGAAAUGCUUUUGCAGAAGGACGUAGAGGAACGUGUGAUAUUGGAACCUACAUCGAGCAUUGCUAGUGAAACGAUCCUCAAUUUCAAUAUCGACGCUGCGGAUGAGGAACCGUUGCCUCAGAUAUUGCUUGCGGAUUUAGGGCUGUCUAAGGACCGAGAAGUAGAUUUUCUGGGGGGCGAUAUAGGAGAUGCUGGCUUCAUCCGGGAUGAAACCGAAAGUGAACAAGAAGAAUUUUUUAGUAACACCACUGGUUCUACUGCGGCUGCAACGAAGAUGGCAUCGAACAAUCCUGGAAAGAGCAUCCAGAUAAGCUCGCGGAGUGGCGCAGGCGCACCCGCAAGAGCUAAGGCAUUCGGUGGACCGUCUUUGUUGAGUACUCCUAGAAAUAGGACGAGCGCUUACAAGGAUCCACCGCCCACGACUCCGCGGAGAGCACCUGAUGGUACAACAAAUAAAUCCCAGCAACAAUCAAAGUCAACGAGGGCUUUGAGGAUAAGCAAAAGUACUUUGGCGAGUGCGAAUAUGAACAGAUCUUCUGGUGCUGUGAGUGUGAAAGGAAAUCAAGGUCAGGCCCACAUUGUCGGUGAUCAUCAAAACAUCUUGGUCUUCGACACCGCUGAACCAGAUCGAGUUGCAGACGAACUCAGUAAGUCUAGAGAUGAAACACGAACGAGAAGGAGUGCCUCAGUAGCCUCUACGACCAGGAGAGCUACUGCGCCAGCUCCAACAUCGUCUUCAUCCCAGACUACAACUCAGCCUGCUCGAAGUACAACUACCCUUGCACCUACGAAACGUGCCUCAACGCCAAGCAAAGUUGGGAGGUCGAGACAAAAUGCGUCAUCUGCUUCGCCAGCAUCUUCGAAUGGAGUCGAGCCUUCAGCUGGACCAAUAGUAAUCAGUUAUACAGGCGGCGGCGGCGGAGUGUAUCAGCCACAUGGUGUCGGUGGAAUGAUCCAUCAAAGUCCGAUGGGCAUGCCAAAUAUUUAUAAUCGAGGUAACGCGACACCAGGAGCAGUAGGAGUUGUAACGGCAGUCUCUUCUGGAGGUCAAGCUAAUGAUAUAACCAGGCAAAUGUUCGACAAGAAUACGUUGCGCCUGAUGCCUCAGUGGGCACCGCUUUUUUGUGCGGUCUUGGACAGGAUUCGUGCUAUCGGCCUUGAAAACUACAUGCGCGAACAACAUCAAAAAUGCAUUUUGCAGGUCAUACAAAGAGCAAGCGGAGACAAAGAAACUGCUUGUUUCUUAAUGGAACAACAUGAACAGUCAGAUGUACAACAGAACUGUGGUGGUGCACCUCCACGUGUGAGCAGGAGUAGCAGAGCUUCUGGUACCUCUAGCAGGUCCUCUGGUGUCAGUGUUGUCCGUGGAUCCUCUAAUCAUGGCACUCCAACACCGGGAACCGGUAGCUCAACGGGAGCUUAUUCAUCAGAAUCCUAUGGGAACGGAGGUAAUGGUCUUGGUCAAUCUUCAACUGGCGUUGGUAUGGGUGGUUCCAAGCCCUAUCAAAAUGUCCGAUUUACCACUUUUUGUCGCAAAAGGCCGAUCUUCAACAAAGAGCUGGAGAACGGGGAGUAUGACUGCAUCCAGAUGGUGAAAGGUUAUGGCUGAUACAUUUACAUGUUCUACUACGUGAUUUUGUGAAGGUGGAGUGACGGUGACAGGUGUAAGUAUAAGUAACUCUACGUCGCACUCGCAAGCGAGGCAGCAACAACAUGUGUAAUUUUCAUGGGCCCUUCCACAAUUUUUUGCGUUCUCGUCUAAUCCAUCCGUCCCUCUGCUACUCCUUCCACCGGUUCCACGACAAGCUCAAAGACGGUGACGAAAGGGUAUGUGUGCGCGUCCGUUUGCAGUUUUGAAGCUGAUCUCAAAACGCCAUUUGUACAACACCAUGGUUACGUUUUUGACCACGCGUUUGACGAGACGAGUAGCAACAAGGACGUCUUCCGCAGUGUCAAGGAAAAUGGGUUUCUUCGAUUUUUAUGGCAUCAAGUUCAAGUUGUUGUAGGUGUGUAGAUGUACUUUAUCUCACAUUCUGACUCUUCUAUCGCUCAUGCUGAAUCUGAAUAUCUGAAUUGUGAGGUCAAUGUGAUCCUUUAAUAUCUGACGGUCUGUAGUAGGACUACUGAAAUAAGCUGCGGCCUCCAUGAGAAGCAUGAUUGUGUGAUAUAAUAGAGUGCCUUGCCUCCUUCUCUUUGUAUUUCUAACUCCUGCUCCCGGCAGUAUUGCAACUCUGUUUAUGCUUGGCCAGACCGGAAGCGGAAAAACCUACACGAUGACCGCUUUAGAAGCAAGAGCUGCCGAUUGCAUCUUCAAGGCCAAAACGAACUGUCAACUUUCUUUUGUGGAACUGAGAGCUGGAAAAGUCUACGACUUACUCUACAAAGGACGUGGGUUUGUAGAUAAGAGCAGCCGGAGAAACGAGGUGCAGUUGCGUGAAGUGUCUAGUGGAGUUUAUGAAUUGCAGGGAGCGGAAUCACGGCAGUGCAAUACGGCUUUGGAACUGCAAAAUUGGAUGAAAACGGGACACGAUAGAAGACACACGGAAGCAACGCGCGCAAACGAAGCAGGCUCAUCAAGAAGUCAUGCGGUUAUCACGGUAAAACAAAAGCUAGAACUUUAGAACUACUUACUGCUAAGUACAAUUACAAGCCUGUUACGUGUGUACUAUUUGUUUUUGCACAGCAGCAGGUUGCUUACGAUUUUCUUGAUAGACGAGAUCAAACUCAAAUCGAAGCUACUUUGAUCGUCCGAAGAUGCACAGUCUUCAAUCCAACCUCCUACAGAUCACCAUGUCCGACUGCAAGCUUAUCUUGGUUGAUGCCGCGGGGACCGAACGCAGCAAAGACACCUUUCGUCAUUGCAAACAACGCCAGGACGAAACUGCUGAUAUCAAUGCUUCCCUCUACAGCCUCAAAGAAAUCAUCCGGCAUCGAAGCGCCAAACCUACCGAACCCAUUCCCACCCACCUUUUCCGACAGUCCACACUGACGAAGAUACUAGCAGAAAGUUUUCAAGCGGCGCCCUUUCUGGGAGGAACGGGCGGUGCUAGCAAAGAAGAUCUUCAUAAUAUGCACGCUAACAGCAACGGCACUGGUCAUAGUAGAAUGUCAUCUAGUAGUACCUCAAGUACAAGUUUUCUAGCGAAAUCAAAAUCCUCAUCUUCUAUGAGUGCAUCAGCAGAGCGCCUAAGUCAAUUCUUGGCGACCCUAGGGCACAACAACGGUAAUAUCUCUUCACCAUCUUGCUCUGGUAGUAGCAAGAACAAGCUAAAAGUGAACAAGUCAUCCUCUUCUGUCCUCUACUUUAACGGGUCUCCAAAUCCGCAAUCGCCGCAACCUACUUUCACAUCCCCAAAUCUAACCACCGCUCCAUCCAGAACAUCAUAUGGAGCAACUCUACCAGAGGGACCGCCUGAGAACUUGAUUGGCGUCUUUUGUACUGUUUCUCCUAGCUGCACCGAUGUAGAACACACUUUGACCACGCUGAGAACAGGCUAUGGCAUGGUCCCCUUCGUACCUCCACAGACAAAUACGAACAACAACAGUUUCUCGUGUGGUGCACCUUCUUGCUAUGUUUGCGGUGCAAGUUCUGGCGGAUCGUCUAUAGAACACCAUGGAAGAGAGUUAGGAGGUCCUUUUGCUUCACUCCUAGCUGGUUCCAGUGGCGGUACUGGUGCCUUCGGUGGAGGGCCACAGGGGAAUCAGACUCAAAUGAUGGAAAACAUCAAUACCCAAUCCACCCAACUUCCGUCAUCAGCGCAGCUGUCAGCCCUUCACACGCAACACACCCAUUGUGUGAAGCAAGCGGAUUUACGACGGUUCAUCGGAGAUAUUCAGGUCCGAUAUGUGCCUGUGAACAAGUGGUCACCGCAACACGUGGAGCAAUGGUUCAAGCAGCGAAUCUCAAUAUCAGAGGGUCCUCCGCCUCCAACUCCUAUGACGCCGAGAGGAAGUCCUGUUUUUCAACCUACUCCUCGAACAACAACUUAUGGCGAGGACACUAGCAGCAGCACAGUCACGUCAAUGAUGAUGCUGAGAGGAGAACAACAACAACAAGAGAUGUCUCUUGCUGCAGCAAAUGGCAUGCAAGUUUCAAACGAAGGUGGAUCACAAAUGACGACAUCUUCCUCCUCCUCCGCCCCCGUGGGUAAGCUCCCAGGAGGAACAACAGGGGCCAUGCUACAGCGAUAUCCAUUGACACGUUUUAUUCAGCUUUUUGGGAAGGAGGUUGGGCAGAAGGUAUUCUCUGAUCUGCGUCGGGAGAUGGACACGCCGCAGUUCGUGCCGGUUGCUGUUGGUUGAGCAAGAAGAGUAUUUGUUUUUAUUGUGCAUUAUUGUUGUUCUGAAAAGAAAGAAUUUUGGGCGGAUCAUCUAUUUGGUUGGACUUGAACCAAAUCUAUACACAGAAGUAGUUCUAGAUCUAGUUUGCCUUUGAAUGGUGCAGCCGGUAUUUGGUAACCUGAAUUCGAUCACAAGGAUUCUCUUCUUGUUUUCCCUCUAUUCCUUUGGUAGGGUAGCUUGAUGCAGCUAACCGCGUGUAGGCAAUUCCAAUUCCAUUCUGAUUUUAUGACUAGGACUAUAACAUGGACAUGCCAUCCUGCUAAGAUAAGAAUUUUUGGGUAUCGAAGUUCCAUGCCUUCCUUAUGCGUAGAAUUGACUCCGUCUUCGAUAACCAUUAAGGGCUUACUUACAACUACACUUCUUCAUUGUGGGCUUUUACAACCUUGGCCUUUUGACUUUUUUGGACCCCAUACGCAUGCUCUUAUCCAUUACCAUCCCGAUCCUGAGAUUGAGAACACACUUUCUUGUACCUUGUAAUGUAGUAUUCCCGUUAUUCUACCUCCAGUGAUUAGAUUAUACACCGGCUUUGAAGAUGAAAAAUGCAAGUCGUGCUAGGCAUGUUGUCGACACUCCCACGCGAAAUUGUUCUUGGGACGUAAGGGAUCUGACUUGAGAGGACGCUUUGAAGUUAAUACAGACCAAGCCCGGCGACAGAAA
This is a messenger RNA of Amoebophrya sp. A25, 6574 nucleotides long. NCBI's taxonomy places the organism in Eukaryota, Dinophyceae, Syndiniales, Amoebophryaceae. The record is from the annotation of a GenBank genome assembly.